Puccinia graminis f. sp. tritici CRL 75-36-700-3 is the source of this 555-nucleotide messenger RNA. RefSeq lists its product as uncharacterized. The transcript is spliced from 3 exons. NCBI's taxonomy places the organism in Eukaryota, Fungi, Basidiomycota, Pucciniomycetes, Pucciniales, Pucciniaceae. The record is from RefSeq and is a predicted model, not a curated record. The coding region runs from base 1 to 555 and encodes 184 amino acids.
AUGGAGAAUUCAUUGAAGAAACUCCGAAACUGGGAUAAUUGUACUGAGAUCUUGGAGCGAUUUGUAGAUGAAAUUGAACAAGCAGAAGCAUCUCAGGUGGAACUGGCCGGGCAGUUGGGGUUUAUGUAUACUGGUGCUGGUACUGAUUUCGAAAAGGAGAAGAUGAAACUCCUUGUUUGGAGUAAAAAACAAGAGCUGUACACAAAGGCAGUUGAGAUUAUGAGUGUCCGUCAGCCCAUCUCAGAGUCACGCAACCGAGCAAGAAAUGUUGGCACAACAUUAAAAGAGAAGAUAUAUGAAUCAAUCAAUGGCCAAAAGGGAGCCGUUCUAAGAUUAAUCAACCAAUUUAACAAGGUCAACAAAGCUUAUUUAGAGAAGUACGACCAAGAAGCAUUGAACGAUCCCAAAUACCAAGCUCUGUCAUGGGACUUGUUUGCAAGUAAGAAGCUUGAAGAUAUCUUCUGGAACGAGGCACAUUUCUAUCACUCGCAGGCGCCUUGGGCUGUGUCGUUGGAUGUACGCAAAGGGAUCAGGCCGUUUCUCAUGGUGGAUUGA